UGCCCUGAGCAGAUGCAUACUGUGCAGUGUUCCAGGGGGUUGCAGUUGAAGGACCUAGGGAAUGCUGGAGUUCUGUGCAGGGAGGUGUCGAGAGGUCUGUGUGCAUCUGACUAUUGUGAGCUGUCUUCCCCUAUUGGCUCUGAAGAGCCUAUGCUGAGCUGGGUCUGCAUGACAGGGGGAGGCUCUGUGUCAAUAAAAAGCGGGGGAAACAGGCACCAGAAGUACAGUUCUGAGGAGGACCACGCUGCCCAUUUGCAGCCCCUGUCGCUGCUGCACUGAGAAAGGCUGCUCUGGAAGGAAAGAUCUCUCCUCUGACCCCAGGGACAAGACCAUUCUGAGCCUGGACCUCCUCUGUCAUCUGAAAGCAUACCUUUUAUGGGAAGGUGAGAAGCUUUUCAAGGACAAAGAGACAAACAGAGGUCAUUUAUCUCCAAGCACUCAGCGCAGAUAAAGUCUGCGUGGGGUAGUCGGUACAGGAGCGGGAGGUGUUUCCAGAACAAAAUGGAGUGGCAGGUCUUGAUGCUGAUUUUUUGCCUCAGCACAUUUCCCUCAGUCUCUGCGAACUGCCCAGCUCAAUGCUCCAUGUGUGCUGUGCAAACUCAAAACCUGGAUAAGCCCAUCAACCCGCUGACGUGUUUCCUGGAGUGUCAGACCAUGCUGACAUCUAACACAGAAUGGGAGAAGUGUAAGAGCUUUCUGUCGCUAUUCACUCCUUUUAUGCUGGGCCUUCGUGGGAAAGGGGAGCUUGGAGGCACAUCAAUGACCUCUGAAGAGCUAUAUGAUGAGCAGGCUAAGCCCUACCCGGAGCUCACCAAGGCCAUGGAGAAGUUUGUCAAUGUCCUGAUGCAGGAGAACGCCCACAGCAGAGGCCCGAGCUACAAAUACGGGGGAAUCCUCCCCAAGCUUGGUGAACGGGCUGUAUCCGAGAUGAUGGAAGAUCCGCCGCAGUACCACAGAGCCUUGGAGACCGGAGAGCUGGGCUACCCUAGCGAGGACGUGGCAGUCGCUUCUGCAGGAAUUCCAAAGGAUGAGAUGAAACGCUACGGAGGCUUCCUGCGCAAGUAUCCCAAGAGGAGCUUCGAAGUGGCCGGGGCCGGCGAUGGCCAGGAACAGGAAGACUUGCACAAGCGCUACGGGGGCUUCAUGCGAAGGAUCCGCCCCAAGCUCAAGUGGGACAAUCAGAAGAGGUACGGAGGCUUCCUUCGGCGGCAGUUCAAAGUGGUGACUCGGUCGGAGGAAGAUCCCAGUGCCUACUCAGGGGAAGUCUCCGGCCUAUAGAGCUUCCCCUCAGCCCUCAGCAGAAAAGAGCUUGGAGCUGAUCUACUUCUUGUCUGGACUAAUUACAUCAUACCUAUAUUCUGUGCUUGGCUGCGUAUUUUAUACAGAAGGAAGAUCUGAGGCCACUUCAGUGGUACCCAGUCCAUCCAGGUCCAAGCAGUGUCUAUGUUUGAGGUUAGCAGCAGGGAGAGGCAUGUCGGGUUUAAUUUCAUCUUCCAUUCAUUUCUGAAUCUCUCUGCAAUGGAACUGAAAUUCCUUAUCCUUGUGGUACCAAAACAGACUGACACAGACAGACAGACAAUAAACAAAAGCAUCCUGACACCCCGCACAUCAGUGGAUUUUUAUCUUUUUUUUUUUUUCUCCAGGAAUACUUUAUGUGUAAGGAACCAAUGUGUCUUUCUCCUGUACAAAGCUCAUUAACAGACUUUAAUGACAGUGUAGCCGCUGUGUCUCUGGGCUACAUCUCCUAGAUGAUUGGGCCAAAGAGUGUCUUUGUACUUCACUACAUGGCCCCCUGAGAAAGAAUUUUCAGGCUCCAGCUCUUCUUGCCCCCAAAUACUUCUGGGAAAUAUAGUCCAAUAGAAGAGUAAUUGCUUCCCCCGGCACUCUUACAUAUAUAAUUCCUGAAUUCCAGGUAACCGAAGUGAUUGAGUCCUCUAAAGAAUAUAUUCUAAAUACCCUCUAUAGAAUGCUAGGGCCUGUGCUGUCCUCUACCAUUUAUCCAUCUCCUCAACAAACAUUUAAGACCUAAUUUGUGCAGCACCUGUUAUGGGUGCUGGAAUAGAGGCAAAUUUAAGCAAAUCAAUGUCCCUAUCCUCAAGGAGCUCAUAUUCAUCAACAUAUGAAUUCCUGCUCUACUCUUUGUUAGUGCUCAUCCCAAGACCUUUCCCUUAAUUUAUUCUCUGAUGGGAAAAGAGUCUUGACAUUCUUUGAACCUUGUAUGGUUCUGUUUAAAAACACAUCCUUGAAUAAUGAGCUCUUUCUCUUCCUCUUCCCCAGACAAUUAAUAGGGGAAAAGGAUCCUGAAGAAACGACAAUUUUUAUUACCAAUAAUAAUGUUGAUUGAAGGGACACUGAAUGAAUCAGUAACAUGCGAAAUAUGUUUCCUUAAAUAUUUAUGUAAAAUUGAAUAUGAAUAGGGAAUUUAUGCUUGGAUCAAGACCCAUUCUGAGUUCCAAAACUUUAAGGGAAAGAUUCAACAAACUUAAAAUGCAAACCUGUUCCCUUGGCCCUCGUUAGUCUAAUUAAAAUGAUCAGCAUCCUUCUUCUACCCGAGAUGAACUGUGGUGGAUUCAGACUGAUGAGGUGAGGAAUGAUCAGCCACUUGAGUCACUGUAUCAGCUGCUGAGAGCCCACACCAUAUGGUCCGCCAUAUGCGAUUGACUUGGACUGAGGCCGUCUAGAAGCAACAGAUAGAAAAUGAAAGAAUGCCUUAAUGACCACCCUUCCCAACCAGCAUCUCGAAAACAAACAAAUCUGGUGAUGAAACAAUUCAAAAGUCAAAUCGGCUCCCUAGGUACCUCAGAAUGAUGGCAGUUAACCUUACAAAGCUGUAGCAUUGAGAACCAUAGGAGGUAGAUGGAAUCCUAGAAUCUCAAAGAAGGAAGGGAUCAUGGAAGCCAUCUAACCCAAUUCCUUACCUGAAGCAUAAACUCUCCACUUGAAUACCUCUGCUGACAUGACACUCACUAUCUCUCAAAGUAAUACAUUUCACUAUUGGACAAUUCUGAAUGCUAGAAAGUUCUUCCUUAUUUUAAACCCCAAUUUGCCCUCUAAUACCCUCCUCCCAUAAUUUGGCCCUAGAUUUUCCUCCUGGAGCCAAGGAGAACAAAUCAAAUGCCUCUUCUUAAUGAUAGUCCUUCUGAUAUCUGGGGCUAAUGAUCUUGGAUUUUGAUGUAUGAUAUAAAAUGCAGCCUAGCACAAAUAUUCAUCCACAGCCAUUAAGUCUAUUGUGAUGUUCCUAAUGUACAGAUUGUUUUGUUUUCUUUAAAAGAAAUUCAGUUUACAUGACUAAGCUGGCGCCUGAUCUGUCUGAAAUGGGAUAGUAUCAUGCCCCGCCCUCUUUUCUUGUGUAUUAUAAAUAAAAUGAAGAUGCUAAUGA
Messenger RNA from Dromiciops gliroides (monito del monte), 3379 nucleotides. It is a transcript of the gene PDYN, whose product is annotated as prodynorphin. Gene Ontology annotation, cellular component: axon terminus; dendrite; plasma membrane. Bases 502 to 1278 code for a protein of 258 amino acids. Gene Ontology annotation, biological process: sensory perception; neuropeptide signaling pathway; chemical synaptic transmission. The transcript is spliced from 4 exons. The record is from RefSeq and is a predicted model, not a curated record. Gene Ontology annotation, molecular function: opioid receptor binding. Lineage: Eukaryota; Metazoa; Chordata; Mammalia; Microbiotheria; Microbiotheriidae.